Molecule: messenger RNA, 2001 nt
Organism: Haliaeetus leucocephalus (bald eagle)
Lineage: Eukaryota; Metazoa; Chordata; Aves; Accipitriformes; Accipitridae
Gene: FAM169A
Product: family with sequence similarity 169, member A
Exons: 12
Coding region: 1-2001 (666 amino acids)
Source: RefSeq, a predicted model, not a curated record
AUGUCAUUCCCUGUGGAUAUGUUGAAGACCUGCAGUCAUCAGGACUUGGAGAGCUCAGCAGAGGUCUACAUGUCUGGCCUUCGGUAUAAGAAUCCAGACUGUCCUGAAUUCUUGUCUCUGCCAGACCACCGCAAAAUUCCUAUUAGUUUAUCAACUGUGGGCUUCGUUCCUCUUUAUGGUCAAGAGCAGACACACAAAGUUCUCGCUUUGUUUGCACCAGGGGACUCGCUCACAGCUGUAGCCCUGUAUCUUGCUGACCAGUGGUGGUCAAUUGAUGACAUUGUGAGAACAUCUGUCACGGCUAGACAGGGGCUUCAUCAGGUGAAGUCUGUUGGAGAGAGGAUUGUUCUGUAUGUUCUGAAUCGAAUUAUCUAUCGGAAGCAAGAAAUGGAAAGAAAUGAGAUCCCUUUUCUCUGUCAUGGUAGCAAUGACUAUGCUAAGAUCAUGUGGAAAAAAGGAGAGGCUAUUGGGUUCUAUUCUGUUAAACCUACAGGAAGUGUUUGUAACUCUUACCAUGGUCAGAGUUAUCAGCUGCCAGUGCUAGACACAAUGUUUGUAAGAAAGAAACAUCGUGGGAGAGACUUGGGGCUAAUCAUGUUGGAAGACUUUGUGCAUUCCUUUUCUGCAGACUCUCUUGGCCUACGAUACCCGCUGUCGUCCUUCAUGUACACAGCUUGUAAGCAAUAUCUUGAGAAGUACCCUGAGGAUCAUAACCUUUUGUGGGAAGUGGAGGGAGCAGGAUGUUGGUUCCAGAGAACUUCUAUUAUUUCUAAAUGGCAAAAGGAAAAGCUCAAAAUUGCCUCACAGAAAGAAAAUAAGAGUACCCAGGCAGAGGAUCGUUUUCAGCAGUCUGCAGCAGUAUCUGAAGCAAGUGCACAGAAGACCAAGCUAGAAACACAGCUAAGUGCUGACUCUCAAAAAGGUAAAGAAUCAAUGGAUGUCCAUCCAAGCACAUCUGAAGGUCUUAACACAGGUCCUGUUGCCCUUCGAGUACUAAGCAGUCAUCUAAAACGUCCCAAGACAGGAAGACGUAGCCGGGAACCUGAACCUGAAACUUCCCAAGGAGUUGAGGAAAACACUCUUCAUGGGUCAGAAAGCAGGCUGGAACUUCCUGCCCACACACCUGAAAGCUCUGAAGACUUGGAAUUAUCUGAGGAGGACACUGAGGAUGAGGAAGUGAUUACUGAAGUUGAGGGCCAAUCUAUAUCAGAAGAGCUACAUGUAUCGCCACCUGAGAAAACAAGUGAGAAGGAGGAAUCUCCAUCAGAACCUCUUAAUGGUGAGGUAACAGAAGAAACUGGUAAGACCUCACGUAUGGCUGAAGAGGAACCAGCAAAUGAAGUUUCAAGUGGUGAAUCAAAAUUGCAGUCUGGAAGUCAAGGAGAAGAACCCUUAACGCUGUUUGUUCCGUUAAUCCUUGAGUCUCUGGCAAAACCUUCAGAACACACUGUAUCAGAGAAGGUUUUAAAUGCAAAUGAUUCAGAAGUGCUGACUGAAGAAAGUACAUCAGUGGAGGAGGGCACUGAAGAAGAGCAGGAAUCUGAAAAGACCAUCACUGAAAAUGCAGCUGCUUCGGUAUCGAAGGAUGAGCCCUCUGACAAUGGCCUGACCAACUCUAUGGUAACUGAAGCAGCAGAACAAUCUGUUUCUGAAAACGUAUUGCCCAAAACAGCUUCCUCAUUGGAAGGUCAAAAUGAGGAAGCAGGGCACAACUCACAGGAGGCCUCUGUUGCUUUGGGUCAGAGCUCUUUGAUAGUGGUUGAACUUGAGGGUGUUUCUUUUCAGCAGCCUUCUGGACAAGAAGGACAGAAGAACCAGUUGGAAGAGCACUCAGAAGAGUCUGCUGAGCAGAUGGAGCAGUACAUGCAAACAGCAGCGGAACGAGCUGACAGCAGCUCUGAGGAAGCAGAAAUUGAGGUACCCAUUGUAGAUCGGAGAAACUUGCGAAGAAAGGCCAAAGGCUACAAAGGUCCACCCAAGAAAAAAGGAAAGCCAGCUUAA